AUGGGCAAUGAACAAUCCGCCGAAACCCCUCGCGGGCAUCGGAAACUAUCCAAGCCACCUCACUGCAGCCAGACAACAGCAGCUGGUCUGCCAUACGCUGCUACUGCCGUGACACCCCAUUGUGAGCACUACUCCAACUCGUAUCUUGUUGGAUCGCUGCCGCCUACUCCUAAUAAGGCUUCAUCCACGAGGAGGGUGGCGCCUGGGCUCGGUAUAGCCGUCCCUGCUAGUGACGGUGUUAGUCCUGUGACAACUCCUACUUGUAGAGAAUCCCGGCGUGAUUCAAUGCGACGAAGGUCAUCAGUCCAGUCAGAGCAGUCUCCCAGGUUGCCAAGCUUCGUCAACAGCUCCAGGGCGAGCUCUAUGGCCCAAGAUAGCGGUUACCGCACACUCGCCCGCGCUGAUAGCAUGCCCGUUGCAGUACCGCGUGGCUCUACUGGCUACAAUACGAGAGCUGCUGAGCCCAAAUCGCUUCUCGGUGCUAAAGAGAAGCUUCCGAGCGAGCCUAUCACCUCCAAAUUUAAGAUCCAUUCUGAUGAGGCCGGCCAGGAUGUAACAGAUGACAACAACAACGCCUAUCAUUCUGCGGGCUCUUCCAUCAGCAGGACAAAUUCAGACGUGUCUCUCUACAUGCCAAUGCGCCGCCGCUCCGUCGUGCAAACCCCAGGCGUGGCAACUAGAGCCCACCAUUCCAAUCCCCCGGUCUCAGGCAAAUCGAGCUUCCGCAAGAGUCUCCCACCAACUCCAAGUCAAUCCCGGCACAAUUCGAUCGAGUCUGGCAUGGCAAGGCGUAUGUCGAUGCCUACCACAAUCCCAUCGCAAACGCACUCUUCAGGCCGAGCUGUUACGCCAGUGGAAGCCGACUACAAGCAACUAGGUGGUAUGAAAUUUGGAUCUCUGCGCAUCACCAACGGAGCACCGGUGACUUCCCCAGUGCCCGAAAAUGACGUCAAACAACAAGGGGCUUCUGAGUCGACACUAGCAACCCCUUGUGCGGAUUACUUUGAUGAGCAAGCCAUCAAUCCUACCAAUUUGAUGAACGAAGGAUUGAACACGGCAGAGACAAGGUCUAUGACAACUGGAAAAGUCACCGCUCAAGUUCCAAGCUCCGUUGCCGAGCAUUUGAGCAAUACAGACAAAUCUAGAACAGGUCAUGGCCAAAUGUCUGAGAACGGGAAUGCUGUCUCAUUUCCCGUUGCUGAGGUUCUGCACCUGAGAGAAGACACAAAUUCAAAGCCAGACCCAAAGAAAAUGCACUUGGACCUUGAACACAAAAUGCUUAAAGGGUUGACAAGGUCUGACAGUGGCUUUAUCCCUAGUCCCUCAUCUGAGAAAACGCAGCGGACCGCGUCCCGCAAUGACAGUGGUUACAGUUCCAAUGUCUCUCUCCGAUCAUUACCUAGCUUGAGAUCCGGCUUCACGGAAAAGAACACUAUGGCUACGGAAAGGCUUGACAUCGACGCCUCGGGGAUGAGCUCGCCGUCGGAUUCAAACUCGACGCGCACUUCUUCUUUGGUUCCUUCACAAACACGCAAUCGGUUACCAAUUCACCUCGAGGUUCCUCUAUCAUCAGUAGAUGAUGACGCCUCAACUUGCCCAACGAGUCCGACCAGGCCAUUCUCCCCAUUUGCUAUCGGCAGCCGGAUGCGCCUCUCGUCACUGAAGUCUACCCGGAGUUUCGAGCCACGAGUAUCCAGCACCGCGACAACACCAAUCAUCCUGUCAAAGAGCGAUGAUAACAGUCAACUGUCUGCUAUAACCCCCGAUGUCACCCGGGGCGGUAGUAAGAUCUCUCGCUUCCUCAACGGUUCCCGUAGGAAGGGGUCGUUCAAGAAGACGGAGGAUGUAUCUGUGGUUGAACAGACUGUGCCGAACAAUGCUCGGGGUCUCAAGUCCAAAUCGCGGCCUAGAUCCCGACGAUCAACACUUCGGAAUGAGCCGAGCAAAGAUACUCUGCACACUAUCUUGAGUGUGGAGAGCCAGACUGUUGACAUUGCGCCAGAACUCGAAGGAGAGGAAGCAACUAAGAGUGUCGAAAAACUCGCAGCCAAGAAACCGUCUCGACGGCAAUCCUGGCGACAGUCUAUCGCUCAGAUGUUUGGUACCCGAAGCGCGGACGCCAGUCCUACAAUAAGUUCUUUGCCCGAGCCAACCCCGAGACGCCCUUCAACCGCCAUGGGAUUAUCUUCCCAGCACUUUGGGCCUGUCUCUGGGACUCGAGCUGUAAGCUCCCGGUCUUCUCGGCCAGCGCCCAGGAAAACUGCCAGCAGCUCUGGCAGCUUGCCCUCGCCGACGCGAAAGACCAACACCAUGCCAGGCACGCAAGAGCGACGAGAUAAGCCCGAGUUGGCCCAUCUUCGUACCAAUAGCUCAGCACCAAAUCUGUCAGCGAGUCGUCGAAUGUCUCUCGGUCCAUCUCAGAUUGAGACUCAACAAGGCUCACGCACAAGAGCCUCACCUCCUGUGAGCAUGCAGAACAGAAAUUCCAAAUCUUCGCAAGGCAAGCAGGGGCACAGCCGUUCCAUGACCCCUUCUUUCCCCAUCAACUCUCGACCUACUGGCAGGCGAGUUUCUCUACCUCAAGAUUAUGGUCGGACAACACCCCAGAACCGCUAUGUCUCGCAUGGCCGCACGGAGUCACGUAACUCGAACCGGGGCAUGCCUAUAAGCCCAGGGGGUAACAUGGGUUCACAAUCGGGAUUUCCUGUCCAACAACCCAGGGUUCUGUCAUACUCGAGCAACGGUACGCAAGAGACUGGACCGGCUAUCUCGCAGUCGAGUCAUAAUCGUCGGGUAUCGGCACCAGCACAGCCGCGUCCUGGGCCUGGUAUGCCACGCUCAAGAAGCAGCACUACAUUGAUGCAGAUGCAGCAACAAAUGGAGAUGCAAAUGCAACAGCAACAACAGCAGCAGCAAUAUCAACAGCAGCAACUUCGUCCCCAAUCGUCUCUUCAGGCAUGGGCGCCAAUGGAUAUGUACACUCUCAACCAGCAACUACAGCAGAAUUACAUGAUACAGAACCAGGCGCUGGUCUAUGGGGCAUCAAACAUGGUUCAGCAGUAUCCCAACAUAUAUGUCACUGGCCCCGUUCCCAACCAACCGACUCACGGUAGGCAGAACUCGCAGGGUGGCGGAAUGUAUGCUCAAGACCCUCCAUUCCGGGUCCUCCACAGCUAUAACUCACCAGCAUAUCGACACGCUCCUAUCUGGAGCCAAUAG
This is a messenger RNA of Fusarium pseudograminearum CS3096, 3219 nucleotides long. RefSeq lists its product as uncharacterized. Bases 1 to 3219 code for a protein of 1072 amino acids. The transcript is spliced from 2 exons. Lineage: Eukaryota; Fungi; Ascomycota; Sordariomycetes; Hypocreales; Nectriaceae. The record is from RefSeq and is a predicted model, not a curated record.